GCGCGUAGCACAGUAAUAACGUACGUGUUGUGUUUGUCUAAUGUCCUAGUAGAAAGCGUGUGUCACCGAGUCUACACCAAAACAAAAACAUUGUGUUGCUUAGGUCUUCUGUUUUCCCUUCUUUUCUUUUACCCGUUCUUCCCUUUUGACGGUUAUGUCUAUUCUCAAUUUUUCUUCAAAUCUUCAAUGGUCAAUAUUCAAAUCCUAACUCCUUCUUCCUAAUAUGCAACAACAUAUUAAUUCUCUCUCUCUUCGGUUUGAAUGCUUCUCUCUUAGAAUACUAUUUUCUUGGGUCUAACUUUGAACACACUGAUUCCUGUGUAUGAAACCAAGGACCCUGACCCUGUUCUUAUAUAUCACAACUCACACAUGAGACAUCAAAUAUAUAUCUCUCUGAUUCUCUAUAAUAUAUAAGUUGCUAGAGAUGGUGUUGGGAUGGAGGAGGAGGAAGGGAAACAGCAAGCACAGCAAAGGUGGGAAACCUGUGAUGAUGGAGUUGGUGGUUCCGAACCACUUCAGGUGUCCGAUUUCUCUUGACAUGAUGAAGGAUCCUGUGACACUGUCAACUGGGAUAACCUACGACAGGGAGAAUGUGGAGAGGUGGUUUGAAGAAGGGAACAUCACAUGUCCGGUUACCAACCAGGUUGUGAGAAACUUUGACAUGAUUCCAAACCACUCUCUCAGGAUGAUGAUCCAAGAUUGGUGUGUGGAGAAUAGGCAACAUGGGGUGGAGAGGAUUCCGACACCAAGAAUACCAAUCAGCCCAAUUGAGGUUGCUGAGCUUCUGAUGCAAGUGAAGAACUCGGCAAGGCGUUUGGACCAAUACGGCUGUCUUGAAUUGGUACAGAAAAUGAAGAAAUGGGGUGAGGAGAGUGAGAGGAACAAGAGGUGCAUAGUGGAGAAUGGAGCACCUGUGGCAUUGGCUUCAUCGUUUGAUGCAUUUGCCAAUGACUCGGUGGAGAGAAACGUGGUGGUUCUUGAGGAGAUUCUUGCAGCUCUGAAUUGGAUGUUUCCACUUCAACUUGAGGCACAGAAAUCCUUGGGAUCUUUGGCUUCUCUAAGGUGCAUGGUAUGGUUCUUGAAGCACCAAGAUCUCUCAGGGAAAGAGAAGUCCAUUGUGGCAUUGAGAGAGCUUCUUUCAUUUGGUGAUGUGCAGCAUGUGGAGGCUUUGUCACAGAUUGAAGGGGUGAAUGAGCUCUUGGUGGAGUUCAUCAACAAGAGGAUCAGUCCAACCAUCACAAAGGCCUCAUUGAGGGUGGUUUGGUACAUGGUCUCAUCCUCUUCAAAUUGCAGUGAGAAAAUGAAAUUGGCAUUUGUAGAACUUGGUUUGGUUUCUUGUUUGCUUGACAUUCUCAUUGAGUCAGAGAAGAGCAGGUAUGAGAAGGCUUUGGCCAUUUUAGACUCUCUAUUCAGCAGUGAAGAAGGAAGAAACAAAGGGUGUUGGAAUGAUCUAACAGUUCCUCUUUUGGUGAAGAGAAUUCUGAGAGUUUCACCUUUGAGCACAGACUAUUCUGUCUCUGCUCUUUGGAAGCUUUGCAAGUUUGGUGAAAAAGACGAAGGAAGAACUCUUCUUGAGGCCCUUCAAGUCGGUGCCUUUCAGAAGCUCUUGCUGGUUUUGCAAGUUGGUUGUGGUGAUGAAACCAAGGAGAAAGCAACAGAACUUCUCAAGUUGAUGAAUCCUUACAGGGCUGAAUUGGAAUGCAUAGACUCAGAUUACAAGAAUGUUAAGAGAUCAUUUUAACUUUAUCAGUGUGCUUCUUAUUUCUCUUUAAUUAUUAUCUGUAACAUUUUUUUUGCCUAAUGAUUGGAUCUCUUCAAUCUCUCUCAUGGCAUGGAUUCCAAGAAUCCACAACUAGAUAGGAAAAUAGAAAUUAUUCUUUUUGUAUAUCACAGUAGCAAUGAAAUGAUAUAUUUCAUAAAUCUUG
Molecule: messenger RNA, 1925 nt
Organism: Vigna radiata var. radiata (mung bean)
Lineage: Eukaryota; Viridiplantae; Streptophyta; Magnoliopsida; Fabales; Fabaceae
Product: U-box domain-containing protein 21
Exons: 2
Coding region: 425-1741 (438 amino acids)
Biological process (GO): protein ubiquitination
Molecular function (GO): ubiquitin protein ligase activity
Source: RefSeq, a predicted model, not a curated record